UUACUGCUCGCGAUGCGACUAAUCGCGGCACAAAAGGAGUUGUUUGGAUAAAUCCCAAGUGCUUUAACUUUAAAUUUUACCGGCGUGUGCUUUUCGGAUGUUUUCUGGUAAAUCCGAAUAUCCGGAACCACGGGUCGCUACGUCGCUACUGGGUCACGUGACUAGUCUUGGUGAUGGCCACCUCCAUCGACAUUCGACAGCCCUGCUUGACAUCUCACCGUUCAGCAGCAAAAUAACGAGUUGAACUCCGUGGAAUAAUUAAUUGACAACAUAAAAGCACGUGUUUCUUGAACUCAUAUCGCGGUCCCGGGGAACUGUCUGUUGGGCCGUGAUUGUGAAAUGUUAACCAAGUAUCGAGCACUGUAGUGUUGUGGAUAUCCCCCCUUCUGGAUUUGAAAGUGUUGCAUGCUACAGCGGUGCCCAACAAUUUCAUGGACGCUCUCUACCUUUCUGCCCAUUCAAGUGCAGCUUCUGUGUUGAUUUAAUGACUGGCACGAUGAAAUGGCUCUUGGACUGAGUGGUUUCCCAAGCAAGCAAGUUUCAAGUGCCGCUUCUGUCCCUAUGCGACCAUUUCCAACACCAACCUGGUGAAGCAUGUGAGGACACACACAGGAGAAAAACCCUUCAAAUGCCGUUUCUGUGAUUAUGCCUCCACAGAGAAGGGAAACACGAUGAAGCAUGAACGCAGACACACGGGUGACAUGCCUUUCAAGUGCAGAUUCUGCAACUAUGGCUCGGCUGCACGUACAGCCAUGGCUGCUCAUGAAAGGGUUCAUACUGGGGAGAGGCCCUACAAGUGUCGCUUUUGUCAUUACAGUGCAGCGCAAGUGAACACGCUCAGGAAUCAUGAAAGGACUCACACUGGAUCCUAUAAGUGACGUGCAAAUUUUGCAAUCUAUACACGCCCCCAUUUCAUACAGAGAAUGAACAAGUGUUCCCUUGGACAAGUUUGAAUAAAUUUGUUUCGUGCCCACUCUGACAAAUGACCGUUAUGAUAUGGUUCGAGCGUGAUAGCUACAAUACAAAUUUCUCUUGUGGUUUCACUAUAUUGUACAACUGUACAAAUGUAUUUUCCUCAUACAAAAGCUGGAUGGUCGUCGUACAUAUGUAGUGACAGAGCAGUUGCGUGGGUUCUAAUGACAUUUGACAAAGAGGUUUUGUACGGGCUACACGUAUAGAGGAGUGAAGCUUUUUAUUGAAUAACAAAACAACUUGUCUUUGCAAAAGAUGCAAACAUGUAAGGUCAACUAGAAUAAAAAUGUACGUGUACAUCCUUAGGAAAUGAGGUUCUGUUGUGUAAAUGGCGUGCACAUUUCCUACUUGUGGCGAAAAAUACAUGUAGUUGGCAUCAAUUGUUUCUCGCGCGAAUAUUGUACUACAUUGUAAAACAGAAACUACGAAGCAGGGUAUUUUAAGUGUCUUCUAAUUGUAUGCCACUUCAUUUCAGUCUUGAGCAGCAAGUCACGUACAAGUAAAGCUGUCAAGUAUUUGAGUAAUUAAUUGCCUAUCUAAAUAUUUUGAGCAGUGGGUAACUGUAGGUGUAACUUAAUUCUAUUUUGUCUUUUACUCUAGGGUAUUUCCGUUUAAAAUUUCUAUGUGCAGCACUAUCUCACUUGAAAGGCUGCGUUCCAUUUUUCUUGUCUGUUCCGCGGAAAAAAACAAAAAUUUAAAAUGUAACAUACUCAAACAAGAAUUGAGUUUUGUGAGAGGCAAGCUUCAUCACCAUGUUGGUCCAUAUCUCUCUGUCCUUGAUGUGUCCAUUGGUCUACUCCCAAGCACCCCAGGAGGGGGAGUCAUAACAGCUGAACAUGUGUCUAAAGCUGAAAUAGCGAGCUGUGAAUGGUUAAAAAGGUUAAGAGCCCACACGAUGCAUUUCAUGAGCAAUUGGAUUACAUUUUCAUUUCACUCUAACCUAAUUACUUCCAAAGCCAGUGUAACUUAUAGUAGCCAGUUCCUGGCAAAGUAACUCGUUCACUUGCGCUCACUUGCACUCACUUGCAAUACGUACGUACUUGAGCUGAUGCCAGCAAGAACGGUUGUCUGUAUCCAGUGAUAGCGAUUGAACAGCAGGUGUUUACGCAGCUUUUAUAAACGGAACAGCAGAACGUUGGCUCAGGUGCAAUGAAGCACACAGUCUCACUACUGCUGCUGCUGUUGGUGUUCAUCUGUGAUGGGUCCCGAGUGGUCCAUCGAUGUUUUCUUGCAAGGAAACUACGCCAAGCCGGGUUUGAUCGCUUCAACAUUCUUCAGUUUCUGUGCAUCGCUAAAAUGGUGAGCAAUUUUAACAUGACCCUUUCGGUGAAAAGAGAACGUGGACAGAGGACGGUGGGAAUUUUUCAGCUCGCCAGUUCGUACUCCUGCUAUGAGAGAUAUGUGCCAGGUAUGCGAAACGGUCGUUGUCACAAACUCUGCAGUGCUUUUUUGGAUGAGAACUUGGAAGACGACAUUGCGUGUGCUUCAGGAAUCCGUUACAAAUGGGGAUUCAAGCACUGGACUGGCUGGGAGCGGACGUGUCUCUAUGCCAAAGUGUCUCCCUUGCUGGAUGGCUGCGACUACAAAAACUAGCAUCCACUCUCACUUUCUCGUCUCAAAAAUUCCUUUCAUGGAGACACAAGCUUUCCAUAAACCAACAAAAUGGUCGGGAUAAAUCCCAGAGGUAACUUGACGAAAGCUUCACGCAGGAACUUCCAAAGGCUUUCUUUGUCUCUAAAUGGAACAUUCUGCUGCAGAUGGUUGGCACUCAUUUCGUCGUCGUUUCAGGAAACAGUGUGUUGAACUGUAUAUAGUCAGGAACAAAAGUAGACCACAACAUAAAUGCAAUAUUUUUU
Ornithodoros turicata is the source of this 2828-nucleotide messenger RNA. Its product is annotated as lysozyme C-like. Gene Ontology annotation, molecular function: lysozyme activity. The coding region runs from base 2122 to 2565 and encodes 147 amino acids. The record is from RefSeq and is a predicted model, not a curated record. NCBI's taxonomy places the organism in Eukaryota, Metazoa, Arthropoda, Arachnida, Ixodida, Argasidae. The transcript has 7 exons.